AUGUUCAAUCUGUCCAACGCCCCGACUGUUCCCCUCGACGAGGACGAACUCAGCUCCGAAGCGGAUGAACCUCCUGAAGAUCAGUUAUCGCCUCUCACCAACUUUCCUACACUCAAGACCGGUUCCCUUUAUCAGAAAGCCAAGGCACCUCCCAAUCCCCGAAGAGAGUCAUUGUUGACUCGUGCCAUCUUAGCAGAGUCAAGAGACGAUGAGCAGUCCCUUCAGUCUCCCUCUGCCUCCCGUGGUCUUUCCACAACCUCCUCCCACAGCACCGCCAGUAUGGCAUCCACUGCGGAACUGACAAGCGAUGGAGAUGCUACAAGCCAGUCACGCUCGGCCACCCCAAGCCCGCCGCCACCUCCAGGUCGUUUUCAUGAUCUACUCAACAUGAAGAAGCCCGUCUCUCCUCACGUGAAUGUUGUCAUUGCUCCACUUACAAAGGACGACAAACCAGCAAUCGCUGAUGCUGGUGAAGCUGCGCUUGAGAAGACACUAGGCCGGAAGCGUUGUAUCAUGUUCGCCUGCGGCGGUGCAGAAUCAAGAGACAAGGACAACGUCGUGGCCAAAGAAGAACCUGUCAAGCCCGAUCCUCCGAAGCGUAAAUGUGCUCUCACAUUUGCAUGUCCAACACGCUCCAACACCAAUCAAGUCAAGUCACCAGUCUCUGACAAGGCAGAGAAUGAACACAAAACCGCACGACGUCCAUCACCAGCACCCCUCUCCAGACGCAAGUCGACCAGCGAUUCCGUGGAACUCUCCGGUCGUUCGGCUGACACUGCUACGAAUGCUCCUACUUCACACCACCCACCUCCCUACCGCGCCCAACCUUCCUUUCAUGAAUUUGGUAGUUCCCACGACGAGACCGAUGCUUGGAUUGAUAGGCCUCAAACCCACGAACAGAAGUUGACCUUGAAUGAUUGUAUGCAGAAAGAGAACCGCAUCCGUCAAAUUGGACGUGAAGCUGAGGAGGAAGCUGAGGAGGAGGAGCGUGAGCAGGAAGAGCUAGAACUCGAGGAGCUUGAUGAUAACGACAAUGAAGACGAUUUUGCAUCUUCCGACGAUGGCUCAGAUGACGGAAAUGAAUCCGACGAUGAAGGAGGCUUCGCCAGCUCGGAUGAUGAAAGUGACGCUGGUUCUGGGUACCGCUUCUGGGCCCCUUCGACGACAACCGCUGCCACAAGCAUUGAGCACUUCAAUAUCAGCCACUUCAGUGCUCGCCAGCAAUCACAGGCAAGUUCUGUGGAAUCUUUGAUACAUUAUGGUAGUCCAAAAGCACUCUCGAUGAAGAGGCCCAUCACCAAGACUCGCCCAGUCGGCACUAAAGCGAUCAGGAUGCGUCCUGGAACCCCUGAAUUGCCAGAUAGUACAGACUUCGUCUGUGGAACUCUGGAUGAGGAUCGUCCGUUGGAAGCAGCAUACCUCUCGUGUUUAGAGCAGAAGAAACGGAGGAAACAUAUCCUCAUUCCGCAGGAUAUCGAUCCAAGUUUUCCCACCACAGACCCCGAAGAGGAAGAGGAUGAAGAGGACGAAGUUGAUGAAUCUGAGCACAGCUCUGGCGGACCCCGCUGGCUAAAGGACCAGUUUGCUGGCUUCGAAGAAGAGCAACGUCCACGAGGGCGACGGGGUUCACACACGGUCAAGUCUCCUCCUUCUUCUCAGUCCUCGACACCAUCCCUUCAUCAUGGACAUACUUACCGCCCAGUUGAGCACCGCCGGGGACUUCAUCGCUCACCUCCGCCACGAAAAUUAUUUGGCCACUCUCCAACGCGUAUGAGGUCACCGCCGCCAGCCCGGCUUAGAUCUCCUCGCGGAUCCCCAACUAAUGCUAAUCUUCAUGUACCUUUCAGAUGGGGCACAAGAGGUCUUGGCCAACGUCCUACUAUGGAACGCACGGCGUCUCUUCCCGACACACCUAAUCCUUUCUUCAAGAAUUUUAAUAUCGGAAGCCCUUCGAUCUCCAACAUCGCCUCCGGUGCUGUGACUCCUGCGGUUGAGGAGCCUCCACGACUGGACAUGCAUGUGCGCGGUCCUGUUGACAUUGUCAUCGGCCUCGAGAAAAAGCGUCAGAAGCGGAAGGAGAAGUACUGGCGCCAGCAUUGUCGCAAAGCAGCCAAAGAGCAAGCUGAACGACGAACUGUACCUGGACGCGGUGCGGAGAGAAUGAAGGAGCUUGGAUUGGAAUGUGCUGAGCGUAAUCGAGGCUAUGGUCUCGGCCAGCAACAACAGCUGGUCAUCUCACUUUGA
This is a messenger RNA of Exophiala aquamarina CBS 119918, 2244 nucleotides long. RefSeq lists its product as uncharacterized. Bases 1 to 2244 code for a protein of 747 amino acids. The record is from RefSeq and is a predicted model, not a curated record. NCBI's taxonomy places the organism in Eukaryota, Fungi, Ascomycota, Eurotiomycetes, Chaetothyriales, Herpotrichiellaceae. The transcript has a single exon.